Molecule: messenger RNA, 2474 nt
Organism: Myxocyprinus asiaticus (Chinese sucker)
Lineage: Eukaryota; Metazoa; Chordata; Actinopteri; Cypriniformes; Catostomidae
Gene: rab5aa
Product: RAB5A, member RAS oncogene family, a
Exons: 6
Coding region: 224-874 (216 amino acids)
Molecular function (GO): GTPase activity; GTP binding
Source: RefSeq, a predicted model, not a curated record
GUUCUAUAGGGGAAGUUGCGAGAGAAAAGAAAGGAGGAGACUUGAUCGGGGUCAGUAAAAUUCGCACCAACCGACCCCAAUAACAAGGAAAGUAUUUAUCACAUAUUAGCACCCCUUCGCCGGAAAUCGGUUUACCCGACCUGUCGGCUGGCAUUGAGCCAGUACUGGGACAGCUCUGAGUGUGUGUGACCACCUAAAGGAGACGGGGUGAUUGACAACUGUCAUGGCCAAUAGGGGAGGAGCAACACGCCCCAACGGGUCCAACGCGGGCAAUAAGAUAUGCCAGUUCAAACUGGUAUUGCUAGGCGAGUCUGCUGUGGGAAAGUCCAGCCUUGUGCUGCGCUUCGUCAAGGGGCAGUUUCACGAGUUUCAGGAGAGCACAAUAGGAGCGGCCUUCCUAACACAGACAGUGUGCUUGGAUGACACAACAGUGAAGUUCGAGAUUUGGGACACAGCCGGACAGGAGCGCUACCACAGUUUGGCCCCCAUGUACUACAGAGGUGCCCAGGCUGCCAUUGUAGUUUACGACAUCACCAAUGAGGAGUCGUUUGCAAGAGCAAAGAACUGGGUUAAGGAGCUUCAGAGGCAGGCCAGCCCAAACAUUGUCAUCGCACUGUCCGGAAACAAGGCUGACCUUGCCAACAAGAGAGCUGUGGACUUCCAGGAUGCUCAGUCUUAUGCAGAUGACAACAGCUUGCUGUUCAUGGAGACAUCAGCAAAGACUUCCAUGAACGUGAAUGAGAUCUUCAUGGCCAUUGCAAAAAGGUUGCCUAAGAGUGAGCCCCAAGCUGCCGGAGCCAACAGUGGGCGGAGCAGGGGUGUGGACCUCACAGAGACAGCCCAACCCACUAAGGCCCCCUGCUGCAGCAACUAAUGCAAAAAAAAUCUCCCCUCACCAAACUCUGUUACUUCUACAACUAACGCAAGGUCCCGCCCUUCAACUUGGUUUUGACUAACUAAUGAAAUGCCUCUGCUUUCCACAUUUCCACAGUUCUCUUAUGCUGUAACAAAUGCUCUGCCCCGCCCAUGUAUCUGCGGUGUUUUUGUUUUGUCGUAUUCUGUAAAGACCCAGGCCUCUUACUGUAUUCAUGCUUUAGACAUGCCUUGUCUCCAAACUGUUAUAUAUGCUGUCACAGAUAUCCAUCAGAAAAAAAAUUCUACAAAUGCCAUUUGCCUGACCAGGAUAAAGGGGGUGAGGCCUCUGCAAGGCCUUCUGCAUAAUUCAGAACUCUACAGUCUCUUCGUUUCUCUUCUGUUUCACCUUUAUGAUUUUGUUUUAUAGAAAUAUUCUUUACAAAAUAAUGGAUGCAUGUAUCACUACAAAGCCUAAAAACGGUAAAUCAGCAUUUUAACCUUAUCCAAUUGCACACAUGGUUAGACUAUUUGGAUUUAACGAAUUACUCUGCCCCUUACUCCACCCUGUCUCAAUUCCCUGCUCUUGCUCUUUCUUUGGCCUGCCUGGCUCUGAAUGUCUCCGCAACACUGAGCAGUGGCAGACUGCCCACUUCCUGAGGCUCUGCUGCCAACAGAAAGCCCACCUCCUCCUUUAACUCACACACAAGUCCAAGAUCCUGCCCCCUUGUUUUUCUCUCACCAGUUAGCAAGCCUUCCUUUUUUUUUGUUUUUUUCUGAAUUACUGGCACCGUCCUUACAAAUGAGUAUGUUGCUGCACUUGCACGCAAGAGCAUAAAAGGCACAAGAACGUGACAUUCAUUUAGUUGUCUCUCUCUUGUACAGCAUACAAUGUUAGAAAUUCUCCCUCCACAAACAUGCACCAAACAUUUUAACUUUUUCUGGUAUCUCACCCAGGUGUUUCUUACUCCAUGCCUUGCACUAAUUUUUGGUCUUGAAAUUAUCUCUUGCAAGUACAGCCAGAGUGAUAUAAAUAUAUAUAAAUAAUUUUCUGUAAAUAGGGUGUUGCAAUGUAUUCGUCUUUUCCAUUUACUGUUGCAGAACUAAUGCUUGAUAGGGAGUUAGAUAAUCAUUAAAAAUUGUACAGUAACCAGGAAUUGCUUUGAUAGGGGUUUGGAGUUGUUUCUUAUUUUUUUUUUUUUUUUUUUUUUCACAAAAUGAUUAAAUUAUAAUCUUGGUGGUCUUAAAAAAAUGUAUGUAGUGUUAUUAACAAAAACAAAAAAAAAAAAAAAAAAAACAUGCUUUUCUUUAGUGGUCUGUUUUGUAAUUUCCAUAAAAAAGCAAAAAACUUUCACAAUGUUUUUGUCACUGGUAGAACUAACAGUGUACACAUCAAGAGAUUAUUAUGGUUCUUCCUCUGCUUGUUCCAGUAUCAGACAACAGCCACUUUUAACAUUCUCUCAGUCUUCUACCCUUCAUGAUACUGGUACCACAUAAAUUUGCUGCUACAUUUGUCUUUUGUUUUAAAGAGUUCCCCUUUGAGGGAAAAAAAAAAAAAAAAAAAAAAUGCAGUUACCUAAAUAUUACUGUUAAUGUAUCAAAUAAAUUUCUUAUAAAUGGUA